AUGGAAACUGAUAAUUAUGUGAAUGAGAAUGGAAGUUGUCAUGGAGAAGAAAAGAAUAAUGAUCAUGUACAUAUUCAUGCUUUUGGUCAAGAAUUUCCUGAUUGUUGUGGUAUAAAAAUUCCUAGUGCUAUAGGUGCAAAUCAAAUGGGUAUAAGAGAAGAAGCAACAACCACUUUUAUAGAUGUUCUUAGUGAAGACGAAAGGUUUAACAAACUAAUUCAAAACCUUCAACGGACACAACUUAUACCUUAUUUAAAUCAUUUACCAAGUGCGACUUUGUUUGCUCCGAUAAAUGAAGCAUUUGAAUAUGAACCUUUUAUCACCAAAGAACGUAUGCUCUAUCAUCUUUUAAAUUUAGAGCUCCGAGGUGAUGAAUUUUUUGACGGACAAUUAUUAACAACCCAUUUAGAGAUAGUUGAAAAACUUGGAAAAGGAGAAAUAGGACAAAAAUUAAAAGUCGAAAUUUCUGAUGGAAAAUAUGUUGGAAAUGCCAAGAUCAUUAAUACUGACUUGAUGGCUGAUAACGGUGUUAUUCAUGUGAUUGAUAAAGUGUUGAAAACUCCUCUUGAUGCUUUUGGGACAUUAACAUCAAUUGAUCAACUUCACAUUUUCGUAAAUUAUCUUCGUAAUACUAAAUUGGACCGCCAAAUAAAAUAUGGAAAUCAUAUAACUGUCUUUGCUGUUACGGAUGAUGCAAUUAAUCAUCAAUUUAAAAGUGUUGAGAGAGAAUAUUUAACUGGUGAAUGUGGUGGUGGAAUUAAUGAUGCAACAAUUCUUAUUAAACAUCAAUUACAUUUUGAUAAAGUUCUUUACUCAUCUUCAGUGGAAGAGGGUACAACUGAACUGGAAACAGAACAAGGAGAACCUUUAAUUAUCAAUCGGGAUGAACACGGAAAUAUUCGUGUUUCCAAUGGACUUGUUACCUUAAAAGAUAUGUUGGCAGAAAAUGGUGUUAUUCAUGUUGUGAAUAAUAUUUCUAUUCCUCAAGCAUUAUUUUUCAAUGUACACAAAUAUUUAUGUGGAAUGAGAGCUACUAAAAUUGUAUCAGGAUUUAUGAAAUAUAAAUUAGAUAAAUAUAUAGAAGAUAGGAAUGCUUCAUAUACGAUAUUUGCUCCUCGAGAUGAUUUAUAUGAUGAAAAUGCUCGUACGGAAGUUUUAAAAUAUCAUAUUGUAAAAGGGAAAUAUAAUGUUAAAGAUCUCAAAAAUCAUAUGUUUAUUAAGACUGAAUUGAGAACUGAAGAAUUAAAAAAUCAUAGACAAAGAUCGGAAGUAGCGAUUUUACCUAAUUUUGUUAAAGAAAAUGAUUCAAUUAGUAGAACUGAAAUUCUAAUUAAUGAUGCAAGCGUUAUUGGCGAUCCUGUUGAGAUUGGAAAUUCAAUUAUUUAUCUGAUAUCAAAAACGCUCUCUCCACCAAGUGACGUCAUGUCAUACGCUAUACGUAACAGGCAACUUAAUGCAUUUGUUAGUGCAAUAUUUGCAAGUGACAUGCAAACCGAAGUUCAGAAUGCCAAUUGGGUAACUAUUUUUGCUCCAACUAAUUCGGCAUUUACAAAAAUUGGACUUAUAACAAGUUAUCUUUUACAUCCUGAUGGUAAAGAAGAUUUGAGAAGUGUAGUAGAAUAUCAUAUGCUUAAUGAAACUAUAUUAACCGAAGAUAUUCCUCAGGGUGAAUCUAAAUAUAGUACAAUUGAUGGUAAUCCAUUAAGUAUUAUACGUGAUGGUGAAAAAAUAAAUGUUGAAAUUGCUAAUGGAACUUCAACAAUUGUUCAACCUGAUAUACUUACGUCAUCAGGAGUUUUACAUAUAGUUGAUUCUGUACAACUUCCACCAAGUUUACAUAUUACUUUAGAUAAAAUUCUUAAAGGAAUUGGUGCUACUACUAUGUUAAAAAUUUUAAAGAUAGCCAAUCUUUCAGAAAUUCUUAAAGAUCCUUCUGAACCAUUUAUUAUUAUUUCUCCUACUGAUAAUGCAUUUAGGGAAAUAAUAAUUAAAAGAAAUAUUUCAUUAGAUGAACCUGAUGAAGUUUCACGAUUAGUUAAAUUACAUGUUAUUCCUGGAACAAGUCCUGAACUUUCUGAUGGAAAAGAAUUUCCUACAUUAUUAUCUAAUGAAGCUAAAUUAAUAAUAAGAAAAGAUAUUUUACAUGGAGUAUAUAAAAUAGAAGUUAAAGGUGAAUUUAAUUUAUUUGGUAAAGCUAAAAUAACUGGUAUUGGAAAAACCUGGAAUGGAGGAGCGGUUUAUGAAGUUGAUAAAGUUUUAUUACCUAGACAUCAAGUAUCUCAAAUUGGAAGUGCAUUCUUUGGAAUUACAAUCGGAAUAUUAAUUGCUACCUUUAUUAGUAUGGGAGGUGGACUUGGUUUACAUCAUUAUCAAAGAUAUCGAAGAAGAGUAGGAUAUCAACCAAUUUCAUAA
This is a messenger RNA of Dentiscutata erythropus, 2412 nucleotides long. The record is from the annotation of a GenBank genome assembly. NCBI's taxonomy places the organism in Eukaryota, Fungi, Glomeromycota, Glomeromycetes, Diversisporales, Gigasporaceae.